Molecule: messenger RNA, 8665 nt
Organism: Antechinus flavipes (yellow-footed antechinus)
Lineage: Eukaryota; Metazoa; Chordata; Mammalia; Dasyuromorphia; Dasyuridae
Gene: NUDT3
Product: nudix hydrolase 3
Exons: 5
Coding region: 88-606 (172 amino acids)
Biological process (GO): adenosine 5'-(hexahydrogen pentaphosphate) catabolic process; diphosphoinositol polyphosphate metabolic process; diadenosine hexaphosphate catabolic process
Cellular component (GO): cytoplasm; nucleus
Molecular function (GO): diphosphoinositol-polyphosphate diphosphatase activity; bis(5'-adenosyl)-hexaphosphatase activity; bis(5'-adenosyl)-pentaphosphatase activity
Source: RefSeq, a predicted model, not a curated record
GUGGCGGCUAGUUAUCCUUCUUCCUCGGCGCCCACCCUCCUCCUGCCCUGCUCUGACCCCGCGACCCCUCGACCCUGGGCCCGGACGAUGAUGAAGCUCAAGUCGAACCAGACGCGGACCUACGACGGCGAUGGCUACAAGAAGCGGGCCGCGUGUUUGUGCUUCCGCAACGAGAGAGAGGAGGAGGUGCUGCUGGUGAGCAGUAGUCGUCAUCCAGAUAAAUGGAUUGUUCCUGGAGGAGGUAUGGAGCCUGAAGAGGAGCCAGGCGUGGCUGCUGUUCGGGAAGUGUGUGAAGAGGCUGGAGUGAAAGGGACAUUGGGAAGAUUGGUAGGCAUUUUCGAGAAUCAGGAAAGGAAGCACAGAACAUAUGUCUAUGUGCUUAUUGUCACAGAAGUAUUGGAAGACUGGGAGGACUCAGUUAAUAUUGGAAGGAAAAGGGAUUGGUUUAAAAUAGAAGAUGCCAUAAAAGUGCUGCAGAAUCACAAACCUGUGCAGGCCUCAUAUUUUGAAACCUUGAGGCAAGGCUGCCUGGCAAACAAUGGCACCCUGGUAAUGGGUACAACAUACUCGGUCACCAGUCAGAGCUCAGUGCCAGACAUCAGAUGACUGAAGACAUCUUCCCAAGAAAAACAGGAAUUGGAAAAUAGACUGAAAUCUGGAUCUCCUUCCUUCUCCCUGAUUCUCUUCCUCUCACCCCCUAUCCCUCUUCACAUGCCUCCUCUUUCAAACAAGGCAUGGGCAGCAGCCUAAAACAGAGGAAGUAUUCUUUGAUAAUGUUGCUGUUUGAUAUUAAGUGGAGCUUUUUUUUCUUUUUUCUUUUUCUAAAAAAAUCCUCUUUGGGGAGCUAAGGGUGGGGGAUGGGGUAUGUAUUUUGUAAAGUAUAUUUUGUGCAUGAUGUGUCCUUUCCCUUAGCACCACCUUUACCCUCUGAAGAGAGACAGGCAGCUUCUCCUCUGUUUUGCACUCCGAAGUGUUUCUAUCUGUUCAUUUCCCAUCCUGGCCAGACAUUUUCCUCUUUUUUUAAAAACAAAAGAUACUAAUGCAAGGCCAUCUUUUCCAGGAGUCUGUGCUGUUUAUACCUGCAGAUUGAUCAUGUUCAGUGCAUGGUGCAUUUAUAUACACAUUAUAUAUUGACAUAUAAUAUGUAAAUAAAUGAUUGUAGGAGGACAUGUUAAAGAGUCUAAUUUUGCCGAGUUUGUUUUGGGAGUGCUCCAAGAGAGGAGAAGAGUUUCUUAGGUAAUCUGCCUAGUAGGGUUAAUCUUACUUUUUUUUUUUUUUUUUUUUUUUUGGACAAUCCUAGACCAGUUUCCCUGUUCAUUCUUCUACUUUUCCACCCUUGGUCGUUUGCUAUGGCGACCUAAUAGGGAAAGAGUUGGAUGACCUUCUGACUGCUGGUGCUCACAACCUUCUCUUAUCUCAAUUGAAGUUGCUACUCUGUCAGAAGAAAAUACGAAGAAAACUUCUUUUUAUUACCCAGGCAGGAGGAACAAGUAGCCCCAGUCUAGAUUCAAUAAAAAGAGUGAUAAAAUUGAAUCUUAAUCUGCUGCAGUGACAGUGGGGAUUUGAACUGGAGCUUGUGGGAUUAAAAUCUACAAAGAACUGGAUUGGCCAAUGCCAGUUCUAUUCUGCCAGUUUUAAGUUCUUUCCAUAGCCCUACUUAUAGUUGAUGAUCUCUUUUUUUUUUGUCCAUAUGCCUUAUUGUGCUCAACUGGAUAUCGUAUUUGUGCUGAAGUAUCUGCCUGUACUUCCCCUUGUAGCCACAUAUGUUCCUCCUCUUCUGUGUUAUUAUGUCCCAAAAAAGAAGCAUAUAAGGGGAAAAUCCAUGGGCUCACUAUUGUGUUUGUGGCAUAGCAGCACUUAGAAUUUUAGCAUGAAGCAUGUUCAAAAUAUUGUCUCCUGCUGUGUGGAUAUGAAAGGUACAACUUCUACCCAGAAGUACUAGUGUAGAAGACUCUUAAUCAUUUAUUAGAAUAGCUAUAUAAUGUAUUGGCACACUUUAAACUCUUUUGUUUUAUUGAUAUUUCAUACUGUCUUUAUUUGCCAACUGUGUUGUUUAGUUGGGAAAUAAAAAGGAAAUGGUUGUGGGUUUGGGGGGAUGGGCAAAGGCAGGGCAUUAGUUAAUCCCUGGCUUGGGACAGGAGGUUGUUGCUAGGUUCUUAGUAGCAUCUCCUUUGUCAAAACAUAGCCAAGAUGUGAAAUGAAAUCUGCAGUACUUUUAUUUAAUAAUUCUAAUAAAUACUUAGACUUUCAAAAGGUUUUUUUCUUCCCUCCCACUAAUGGGGAACAAAUAAGUUGGAUAGACCUAUCAGUUUAGUGUUGACUCUGGAAUAGAAAGUAGCCAGUUUUAGAAGCUUGUCAAAGUUACACUUUGAACUACAGGGCCAAAAAGCAGUACUAGCAUUUUGUCAAAAGACAUUAAGCCCAUACUAAUAAAGUAGUUUUAAUAUCAGUGGUUUGAAAUAGAGCAUGACACUUUGAUUCUAAAUGUUGAACUCAAUUCUCCAUGUGACCAUUUAAAAAUGAAGAUUCCAUCUCUUUUUAAGAGGCUCAAUACACCAAGGUCCUGCCCAGAAAUGCCAAGAAAAAAAUCAAAUCGAGUCAUCCAAGAUCUAAGUGACAUCCCAAGAAGACAGCUAUCUACUGCUGCCUUUUGGAUCAAUUCUCUCUUUGCACUAUAGAUUUGCUGUUUUGAAAAUGCUGUGCAGGAAAACACUUGGGAUUCCUGAAAGAAGAACUGAAGUUUUGUUAUCAAUAGCAUUCAGUCCUUUUUUUAAGCAUGGGGAACCAAAAUAUAUAUAUAUAUAUAUAUUUCACAGCAUUUUGAAAAUAUUGUGCUGGUCUGUUAAAUUCACAAUGUAAGGAUAGAAUAUUGUUAAUGACUGCUGAUGGCUUUUCUUUUGUUUGGAUCAGGAAAAUUAAUUGUGCCAAGAAAGUAUCUUUAUGUGGCAUGAAUCAGUACUAUUAAUGCCCUUAGCAGGAGGGACUUAUUGAUAGACUCAACUAAAAAUUGGAAGCUUUAUCCACUAUCCAUAAUUAAAAUUAGUGUAUUGUUGUGCCAUGCUUGCAUUGAAUGAAGAUUUUGUUUUUCCUUUUUAUGUCACAAAUUCUAUUCCUGUCUUUUUAAGUAUGUAUUUACAGAUCUCUUGUGAUAGUACAGGUGUAUUGAUUUAAUAGAUGUAUGCUUUAACACAUAACCUCCUAGCUCCAUUUCUCCAAAGCAAAGAAACAAAACACAAAGCAUCCCACAUAAUAUUUAAGAACAUGCCCUCUUAAUUUUGCUCUUAUUUUUAGAGCCAUGUACAUUGUGUCUAUUAGUGAAUACCCUCUAGAAAAAAAUAAAAAUUGGUUGGCUCUUUUUCCCCUUCAAAAAAAUUUUUUUUAAUUUAUGGUCCUUUUUUCUCCUUGAAAGUUUGUAAAGAUUGCAGCCAUUUGGUAAAGCUUCUUAUUGAGUUCCAGUAGAACCAUCCCACCUUUCUUGGAGAGAAAGAAGCGAGGGAGUGUAUAUGUUGGUGUAUUUGAUAUAUCUAACAUGAAAGUGCAGUGAUUGAGUUUACUUUUCCAAAGUCAAGUGCCUGUACCCUGUUGUACAGGCCUAUUGAUCCUGUGAGAUCAAGCUUAUUGAAUCAAUCAAACGGAGAAACAGCAUAAACUUGACAUGCCAGGUUUUCCAAGAUUUCACAUUAGAGAUCACCUCACAUGUGCUACACGGUCCAAUAAUUAGAAUUGUACUCUCUGUGGCCCUCCUUCUCAACCCCACCUAGGAAACACCUUGAUGUAAAUAGCAUGAAUACAAAGUACUUUAGUAUGUUGCAGGAGCUUUGCAAUCCGGUUUCUACACAAUCAAGUUCCUCUACAAGAAGUUUUUUUCUUUUGAUGUUAGAAGUUGAUUAGUACCCCGUGCUAAAAUUUCUUACUCAGAUGAAAAGAAUAUUUUUGUCUCUGUGGCUUACAAGGAAAGGGGAAGGGGGAAGUUAUGUAAUGGGAGACUUUCUUCCUCUGUUUUUCAUCCUCUAGUAGAGUAGAGGUAGAAGCUCAAAGCUUCUUUUUACCUUUUUAAAUGAGAAGGCCAUUCAUUAAUAGGCAUCUUUUAGACCUAGUACGUAGUCUUUUCUAUGUUUAAAAAACCCCAAUAACUUCCAUUUAAUGCAUUGACGUCCCUAAAAAUGUCUUCUUAACAAUUUCCCCACUUACUUUUCCUUAAAAUCAAUUUAUGCUGAGCCAUAUUUACUUUUUCAAUUAAUAAAGAUUUCACUACCAUAAUGCACUCCUUACCUAGCACUAUGGUUCUCUAGUGUUCUUGAAGCCUGAGCUGAGAGUGUACUUAGUAUGUGCAAUAGAAUAUGUAAUAGUGUCACAAUUUUUCAGUAUGUGUAUAUGUGUGUGUUUGGGGGGAGAGGGCUGAAGACAUAGAAAUGUGAUAUAAUCAAUAAAGUCCUCUGCAUUUCAGAAAAUAACCUGCAUCAAGAAAAUAAGUUGGAGUGCAGGAUAAUUAACUCAAACAGUUGUAUUUGGAGAAUCUAGCUGUAGAAGGAAUUUUUUUUAAAGAUAGAGAAAUCAAGUGUUUUGUAGCUUUCCUUCUCUUUUUAAUCUCUAAAAAAAGCAAGCAGCUCACAUAGUUUUGUCGCUGCCUAACCAUAUUACCAUUCUGUUAAUUUAAACCACAUGGAGAUAAGACUUGCCCCACAGAAGUAUGUGAGGCUUGGAAAUUGUGGAAGGGAAAAUAUUCCAAGGUUGGGUUCUAAUGCUCUCAGACGAGCAGCAAGCAUAUGGACUAAGCUUCAUAAUAAAUUUGUGCAUGACCAGUUUAUUUCAUUGUGUGGUAAUGGAAAAAUCUAAGGGAAAUUAAGAGUCUUGUUUGGCAGUUACUGUUCUGAUAUUAAAAGUAGAAGCUCUUGGAAUCCAGAAAAGGCCUCUAAAGUCUUCCCUCUUCUGGGUGCCUUUUCUUAGAUGUCUGUCAUGAGAAAUGGUAGCAUACUCUGGGAUUGGGGGGAAAGAGAAUGCUCACUGUGCAUAUGUAUACUAUAUUUAAGUGAGAGAGAAAACUAUUGCUAGGUUGUUUCUGUCAAGGUCCAGUUGGUGGAAUCAAAAAUCUCAUUUCAGUCUCUAGACUGAAGGCCUUUAAUUCUAUCCAAACGGCCUUUCAGUGGUGCUUAAUUUUUGGCCAAAUGUGUUCAGUUCUCUCCCAUUUCUUCCCUCCUCCUUCCCCCUUCCCCCCUCUCCCCCCCCCCACCCCCCGCCCCCGAUUCAUCAUCUUUCUUUUCUUUUUUUAGCCCAGAACUUCCCUGGAGAUAUACAGAACUUGGACUUUUCACAUCUGGCAAAAAUCAUGUUUUUUUUCUCUUUGAGAAGGACCAAAUGCAAAACAUUGAUUCACCCCAUUCUAUUUUAAAGAAAAAAAUCUGUAGUGGCUUUAGGGCCAUUUAAUUGAUUUGCUUUGAAUUUCUAAAAAAAUGGAAUAAUUUUUAUGGGGCAGACUGGGAAGAUAAAUCAAUUAUUCUAUUUAAUACUGGAGACAGUUCUGCUAAAAAGAUUUUUUUAUGAUGGAAUACCUAGGCUACUGUCUUAUCAGUAAUCAGAUCUUAUUUUUUUUUUCUGAUUUGUUUUCAAUUUAAUGUAUGUUUAAUUACCUUAAAUAAUACAGUUGAGUAAGGUAAAUGUAAUUUCAAUGUAAUGUAAUUGCAAAACUUUUCAAAUAGGCUUUUAAUAUGCUAAUCGUAUCAAAUGCAGAGAUUAAAUCAGUUAAAACAACAAAACCUUAAGGAUUUUAAAAUCCUUAAUUUAAUCCUUAAUCCAAAAAUUUAAACCUUAAAUUUUUUGCUUAAGGAGCAAAAAUAUCAGCACAAACUACUAAUUGCUGAUUGUUACUAGACAUUAGCCAUGACAUUUAUUCUGUUCAGAAUAGUUCUUGAGUGCAACUAAGCAUUUAUCUAGGUUUUGAAUUCCAGACUUGUUGAUCUGAUCAUAAUCUCUAUAUAUACACCCAAAGCCAAGAAUGCUUAUCACAUCUUAAUAGUUUAACAUGUACUCAAAGUAUCAUUUAUUUGCCAGGUGUGUUUCUGACAACAAGUUAAGCAGAAUUAAGAAUUGGGCCAGGAAAGAAAGAUACUUGAGUCUCUUUGAAAGCUUCUGGAAUUUCUUUAAAGAAAACAAGUACUAAGACCUCAAACCAUACUAUUUUCUAAAGUCUGUUUCUCCCAGAACUCAGGAUGUACUAACAAUUUAUCCAAUGACAUUGUCCAUAAAUUCACACUGGAAAUAAUCCCAGUGGGAAUCUUCCUGAGCAAAGUAAGAUUGUGCUUGGAGCAACUUUGCCUUAAUUGAAAAUAUUUGCCUAAAAGGUGGAAUACUGAAGCUUUUCUUUUGCAGAAGACAUUUACUGGGAGUCAUGUAGUUCUGUCCAACUCAGUGUCCUACAAUUGUAUUCUCAUUGCUAAAUUGUGUACUUUGGGUUCAAAAGUAUCCUGGGUGUCCUGAGGAAUAUGUAGUGUUAAGCAUACUACAUUUUAUGGAAACAUUUGCUAACUUGAGUGAUGGGAGGGGAGGGGGGUCGACAAGCAAUUAGAGAUGGUUUAAGCAAUUUACGUCUUUAAGAACUAGAAAAUCUAUAUAUGUUAACAUAUUAAGUAACAUUGAAUCAUUCUUAGAAGAUCCUUAGCAAAGUAGAGACUUGAAGCAAAAAUUAGUUCUAGAUUUCCCUGAGGAAAAUGAAAAUUGAGAGCAAGUUAUCUUGUCAGUGGGCAAGAAGCCAGUGUUCUUGAGCUGGUACAUAAAUAACAAGGCCAAAGAAGGGAUGAGCAGCUGUUACUUGGGUGAAAGAAUCCAACUUUUUUGCCUUGCUCCACAUAUUGAGUGGAGCCCUUUUUAUACAAGGCUUUAAAAGAUGACUAAUCCUCUCAAAACUAAAGUAUUCAGUUUUUAUUUAACAUGAAAGUUUUCUUCUCCAUUCGGAGAAAAGGCUAUAUUGUCUUAGUCUAUGGAAUUUUAAAUCCUCAGAAUUUAUAUAAAUGUAUUAUGCUACAUUGUGUAGCAUAACACACUUUGUAGAUGAUUAAUUUCAGCUCCCACAGAGUGUAGUAAUUACAUGGAUUGUAUCAUUUAUUGGUAGAGAGAGGGUUUUAAAUGUUUGAAAUGGAAAGGAUUUGAAGUUUUAUAAAGCUAUAGGGUCCAUUUGAUAAGAUGUGAAAAUUUCAUAGCUGGUUUGUAGUCAAAAAAGUUCUGGACCCUCAUGUGUAUUUGGUGGGAGAUUUGCCUCUUAAGGUUUACUUUCUAUACCUGGGAGUAUUUGUAGGCUCUUGGUGUAUCGAUUUCCUAAGAUUAUCAAUUAGCUUGUCUUUAGAAAAAGAUGUCCUAGCUGUGUAGAUCAGAUUGCUUUUUGUUUGAGGAAGUGACUGAAAGUAUGUAAGGAUGUUGAAAACUUUUCAAAUAAAAAGUGAAUAUUCCUAUAUCAGAGCUGCAAAAAUGGCUUUAAAUAUCUUCAUGUCUUAUAUUACCAAUCAAUCCUUUAUUUCAGGUAUGCUGUCUUCUGUCACCAUUGAUGCCCUUUUGUAAAGGAUAAACAUGAAGCCAAAAGUCCAGCUGCAUUUGUUUUACCAGUAAUGGGUAGUGUCUCCAAACAGGUUCAAAUGUUUCCAAGAGAUCUCAGGUUGAGGCAAAGAAGCAAAACAUAUUGAAUCUCUCUUUUUUCAUCAUUGAUAUUAUGCUUUUCCCACAACACAUUUUUGGGGAAGGGGGCAUCCCACCUGUAGUUUGGGGACAAUUCCAACUAUCCUCAGGGCCAGAGAAUUCAUACAUCUCUUAGCUAAAGUUGUAUGUUUUGCAUUUGGGGGAAAAAACUGCUUAAAAUUCAAUCUCAAUUACCUCUUAAAGAGGAACAUGAAACAAGUGAUCUUAAGGAAGAGUUCAUUGGAUUGUGCAAGCAAAGGAACAACUGCAGUGCUCUUCAGAAGCCAAAGGACUAUAUACAUCAUACUCUAUUACUGAUCUGAUUAUUGGGAUGUUUUGAUUUUAACUCUUCCUUUCCUCCUGUCCUUCCCCAUUCAAACUUCCCAAAAUAACCUUUUCAUAAUGCAAAAAUUAGCUUUCUGAGGAUCCAUUUCUCUUGGCUUCCAUUUGUGGCAUGUUAACAGGACUUCUAAAAAGGAUGGUUUAAUUUCUCUUGCAAUGGGAACAAUUCUGAAGCUUGUAAUACAGAAAUGAAAGGAAUUGCAGGUUUGGCAUUUUUUUUUCCUAAAGGUUUUUUCAGACUUCAUUCCUCUUCUCCCCUUCCUUCCCCCUUGUCUUGGCUUUGUCCUUUGCUGGCAACAUUUGGGUUCAGUUCAAGAUAUAGAGAAAUGGAGCUAAAUAAGAAAAAUGAUGGUGAGUUUCAAGCUGUGAAUAGUGUGCAUAUACACACAUCCCCUUUCUGCCUAACAUAAUGAAGUAGACAUGUUUAAUAAUUGUCAGCAAUAGAAAGUAAUACCAUCCUUCCCAUCUAUAGUCUAGAUAAAGCUUUGAUGACAUCACUUAAAAUCUCCCACCCAUUUUUUUGAAUCUUGAUAUUAAUAUGUUUGUGUGCAGUUCCUUCAUAUGUUAGUUUCCUUCAACUAAAGUUUUGUGUGAGGGAAAAGCAUUGGAAUUAUAGGUUGUAAUCUUGUGCCAACAAAUAAACACUGGUAUUUCACAUUCA